Messenger RNA from Limanda limanda (common dab), 1979 nucleotides. RefSeq names its product dihydropyrimidinase (gene dpys). The coding region runs from base 102 to 1589 and encodes 495 amino acids. Gene Ontology annotation, cellular component: cytosol; cytoplasm. Gene Ontology annotation, molecular function: dihydropyrimidinase activity. NCBI's taxonomy places the organism in Eukaryota, Metazoa, Chordata, Actinopteri, Pleuronectiformes, Pleuronectidae. The record is from RefSeq and is a predicted model, not a curated record. Gene Ontology annotation, biological process: pyrimidine nucleobase catabolic process. The transcript has 9 exons.
CUAACACACUAAUACACACUCACUGACACACACAGACCACAUCUCUCCACACUGUCAGACCAUAGACUGACAUUAUUAAGUUUCAGCGGCGCACAGCAGCAAUGGAGCCCAGCGGGAUCCUGAUCAAAGGAGGCAACGUGGUGAACGAGGAGUGUUCCGCCAUCUGCGACGUCUACAUAGAAAAUGGGAAAAUAGUCGAAGUUGGACUGAACCUCCAGAUCCCAGCGGGGGUGCGAGUCAUCGAUGCCACCGAUAAACUGGUGAUCCCGGGCGGCAUCGACACGCACACGCACAUGGAGCUGGCGUUCAUGGGCACUAAGGCAGUGGAUGACUUCUAUAUUGGGACUAAGGCUGCUCUUGCAGGAGGGACCACAAUGAUCGUGGACUUUGUCAUCCCCCACAAGGGCAAGUCUCUGCUGGAGGCCUACGACUGCUGGCGGCAGACAGCUGACCCCAAAGUGUGCUGUGACUAUUCACUGCAUGUCGCUGUCACAUGGUGGAGUGACGAGGUCAAGAAAGAAAUGGAGACUCUGGCCAAAGAGAAAGGAGUGAACUCCUUCAAGAUGUUUAUGGCCUAUAAAGACGUGUUCAUGCUGGAUGACGCCGAGCUUUACGCUGCCUUCUCUCAGUGUAAGGAGAUUGGAGCUAUAGCUCAGGUUCAUGCUGAGAAUGGAGAUCUGAUCGCAGAGGGGGCUAAGAAGAUGCUGGCCCUGGGCAUUACGGGGCCCGAGGGCCAUGAGCUGUGUCGGCCAGAGGAGGUGGAGGCUGAGGCCACCCAGAGAGCCAUCACCAUAGCUCACGCUGUCAACUGCCCGCUCUAUGUGGUCCAUGUCAUGAGCAAAUCUGCUGCCAAGGUGGUGUCUAAUGCACGCAGAGAUGGUCGUGUGGUGUUCGGGGAGCCCAUUGCAGCUGGGCUGGGUACAGAUGGCACCAACUACUGGAACAAGGAGUGGUCCCAUGCUGCUGGCUUUGUCAUGGGUCCUCCACUAAGACCUGACCCCAGCACUCCUGGGUACCUCAUGGACCUGCUGGCCAAUGAUGAUCUCAGUGUGACGGGAACAGACAACUGCACCUUCUCCGUGUGCCAGAAGGCCCUGGGAAAAGACGACUUCACCAAGAUCCCUAACGGCGUGAAUGGUGUGGAGGACAGGAUGUCUGUCAUCUGGGAGAAAGGAGUGCAUAGCGGCAAAAUGGACGAGAAUCGAUUUGUUGCUGUCACCAGCACCAAUGCAGCAAAAAUCUUCAACUUCUACCCGCAGAAAGGCCGUAUCGCCAAGAACUCAGAUGCUGAUGUGGUUAUAUGGGACCCUAAGCUGACAAGGAUAAUCUCAGCCAAGACCCACCACCAGGCCGUGGACUACAACAUCUUCGAGGGCAUGGAGUGUCACGGUGUCCCCGUCGUCACCAUCUCUGGAGGGAAAGUGGUCUAUGAGGAGGGGCAGCUGAAGGUGUCACCAGGACACGGCAGGUUCAUCCACAGGAAACCCUUCUCCGAGUUUGUUUACAAAAGAAUCAAGCAAAGAGAGCAGGUCGGGAAACCUGCAGCUGUGAUCAGAAAACCCUAUGAAGGCAAAGUAAUUUCUCUAUGAACAGCUUAACUAUGAAAGCUCCUGAGCUCCAGCUGUGUGUCUCCAGUACAAUCCAGAAGCUGUCAAAUCCAAAACAACUGACACUGUCUGUGACAAACUUGUGUGAGUGGUUUUACCAUGUGACAUUUUUUCAAAUAAUUCUGCAAUUCUACUAAGUCAUUUCAAUCAGUGUGUGCUGCUAAGCUUUUGGGCCUUUUCAGACAACUCAGGUCAAUGUCCUGUUGGCAGAUAAUACCUUUGUUAUAUUUACUCAACCCUGUGAGGUUUCCAGGUCAUCUCUGCUUAGUACACAGGUUAGCAGAGCUGAUUAUAAGAGGAUUUUUGUCACUUUUAUAUUAUGCAAAUGAUUUUAUAAAUAUAAUUGUGUAAUAAAAAAAAUGUAAUUUCCAA